GGGUCGGCGCCGUUUCCAGUUGAGAGAUGGCGGCCGCCGCAGGUAGAUCGCUCAUGCUGCUCCUCUCCUCUCGGGGCGGCGGCGGCGGGGGCGCCGGCGGCUGCGGGGCGCUGACUGCCGGCUGCUUCCCUGGGCUGGGCGUCAGCUGCCACCGGCAGCAGCAGCACCACCGGACGGUACACCAGAGGAUCGCUUCCUGGCAGAAUUUGGGAGCUGUUUAUUGCAGUACUGUUGUGCCCUCUGAUGAUGUUACAGUGGUUUAUCAAAAUGGGUUACCUGUGAUAUCUGUGAGGCUACCAUCCCGGCGUGAACGCUGUCAGUUCACACUCAAGCCUAUCUCUGACUCUGUUGGUGUAUUUUUACGACAACUGCAAGAAGAGGAUCGGGGAAUUGACAGAGUUGCUAUCUAUUCACCAGAUGGUGUUCGCGUUGCUGCUUCAACAGGAAUAGACCUCCUCCUCCUUGAUGACUUUAAGCUGGUCAUUAAUGACUUAACAUAUCACGUACGACCACCAAAAAGAGACCUGUUAAGUCACGAAAAUGCAGCAACGCUGAAUGAUGUAAAGACAUUGGUCCAGCAGCUAUACACCACACUGUGCAUUGAGCAGCACCAGUUAAACAAGGAAAGGGAGCUUAUUGAAAGACUAGAGGAUCUCAAAGAGCAGCUGGCUCCCCUGGAAAAGGUACGAAUUGAGAUUAGCAGAAAAGCUGAGAAGAGGACCACUUUGGUGCUAUGGGGUGGCCUUGCCUACAUGGCCACACAGUUUGGCAUUUUGGCCCGGCUUACCUGGUGGGAAUAUUCCUGGGACAUCAUGGAGCCAGUAACAUACUUCAUCACUUAUGGAAGUGCCAUGGCAAUGUAUGCAUAUUUUGUAAUGACACGCCAGGAGUAUGUUUAUCCAGAAGCCAGAGACAGACAAUACUUAUUAUUUUUCCAUAAAGGAGCCAAAAAGUCACGUUUUGACCUAGAGAAAUACAAUCAACUCAAGGAUGCAAUUGCUCAGGUAAGUUUUACAAAAAUUAAAAUAAAUCCCAGCCCCAUCUUGCAUGGUUAUUAUAAUUAUCCACAGCCACGGUUCUUCAAAUGAGUAAACUGAAAGAAUGUUCCAACCCUCUUCUUCCUGUAUAAAUUAUUCCUCAGUUGAUUACGGUAACUAUUUUAGGCAUGGACAUUUCUCUAGAAAGUUUUAUAAAAAGCAAGUGAGAAGAUGGUGUGUCCGCUCCAUCCUGUUAACACCAGCACAUUGACAUUUUUAGGCCUACUUUUACUUUUUUUUUCUUUUCAUUUUAUUUCUUUGUAGUUGUCUGUUUCUACUUUUCCCUCUGCUUUUUGAUUAUUUCUAUAAUAAUUGAUCUAAGAUUUUUCACAUAAAUGUGUGGUAGCAGUGGGGAAAAGUAAAACCCAGGUAAGAGGGAAAGACUGCUAGAGAUCUUUGCCAGGGACAGGUUAGAGAUUAUUAAACUAGAAGAUGCUUGGAAAAGAUUGAUAUAUUUUAUUUUUCAUAAAAGCUACCUCUUAUGUGCCUCCCUCACUCUGUUAUCUUUGAUUUUGGUGAAUAAACCCUCAUUCCUUUUCUGUGUAGUCUUUGUGACUUUAGAGAUUUUUCAGCAAUCUCUAGAAGCUUUUCCAUCCUCUUUAAUGUUUAGUUGCUCUUCUCUGCCUUUCCUGUCUCUUCUUGAUGAUAGGGUUGUGCUUUGAAUAGGCUUAAUCCAUCUUCCUGCUUUGGCCUAAGUGGAGUUCUGUCUUCCUUUGCUAUGUACGGUGAUUCUAAACUGGAAGGAAUACAUCAGAAUCAUGCUUGGAGCUGUUGAAAGUACAGAUGCUUCAGUCUCACCCUAGGCUUGCUCGUUAGUCCAACUCCUCCUGGGUGAAGUCCAAGCAUGUGUGAGUUUUGAAAGUACUACAGUUGACUACACACGCUGUUCUAAAAUUCACUGGCUAAGUAAAAACUUAAACAGAUACUGGAUAAAUAACUAAAAUCUUGAGUAGCAUAAAGUUCUGGCUGUUAGCCCUUGUGAAAGGGCUUCUCAAUGGAGAAACACCAUCAAGAUGUAUGUCUCAGAUGCUCCUUACAUUCUUAGCCUCUGAGUCCUACCCUGUUGAUAGCACUGCUUUUUCUGGAGGCUUUGUUGAGGGCUGAAACUGCCAAGGACAGCACACAUUUUGGAUUCACCCUUUGUUGUCCUAUGCCGUGAGUUAAAAUGCUUUGUGUUUCAAGGCACUCUUAUUUUGAGAGUUAUUGAGAUGAUCUCUCUGACUUAUAGUAAUGGAGAACAGUUUCAUUUUCUUGGUAGACAGUAAUAUCAUUGAAAGCUUCACUAGCCAGUUUUCUCACCUUUUCUUUCUAUUUUAGGCAGAAAUGGACCUUAAGAGACUGAGAGACCCAUUACAAGUACAUCUGCCUCUCCGACAAAUUGGUGAAAAAGAUUGAUCUGCAAAAAGCCUCUGAAUCCUGGCAGAAGGAACACCUGUUUGCCUUUUUAAUUAAAGCAUUGCAGGUGGAAGCUGGGAGCCAUGUGGGGGGUUUAAUUAUAAAACAAAAACAGAAAGGAUCUGAGGGAAGAAGGGAAUGUUAAAAACUGAGGAUCAGGCAUUGUGGAAUAUAAGCUCAAAGGGCUUAGUGAAUAUUGUCUUAACCAAGUAUCUCAGUUUCUGGAUGAAAAUGAUGCAGUUAUAUAGUUGAGAGAUUCAUAAAGAGAAAACAAUGCUGGGGGUGUUCGUUUCUUGCAUCUUCUUUGCAGAGUCAGCAAAAGAGUAACACACCAGCACCCCACUCGACUCUAUUUGUUUUUAAUUUAACUGUCCCUAUUUUUGACAUAGGAGUAAAUAAAUAUACCAGAAAAGCAAAUUCUCAUGAUAUGCUAAAAUAUCAUUAGCAUUUAUUUUAAAUUGGACCCAGUCUCUGCAGAGUUACCAGGAAUCUCUCCCUCCUGCAUCCCUUUACUGACCACCUACCUGUACCUCUUGGCUACACUCAUUUUUUCCAUUUGAUAAUUGGAACCAACUUACAACUGUUUAAUAAUUGAUACUUUAGAUUAUCUCUUAAUACCUUCUUAAAUGUCUAUAUAUCCCAGUGCUCUGGAUCAGUGUCUAAAAAUCAUUGGCAACGCUGCAUGAGGUUGUUGGUUUUGUUUUGUUUUGUUUUAUUAAUUAGUCUUUCAUAGGAGGAAAAAUUGCCCUCCUUUAUAUACUUAUCUAUUGAUAAUCCCCUCUCCCUCCACAACACAAAUCAGAGGGAAGGGGGGUGUUCAGCUGUACUACCAAAUCAGGAAGAUGUAAGGUUUACAAAUUGGCUAAAAAUCAUGGCUCUGUAGCCAUUUCAACCAGAAUAAUUUUAUUGCUAAUCUGCUUUGUGUGACAGCAUUCCAGGCCAGCCAGAUGGCACUGCCUUGUCUGGAGGCUUUGUUCAUCUCGAAGGACACACACUUCCACACUGUUUGUGAGCCCUCCCACCUCCACAACUUCAGUUGUAAAUCCAGUGUGUGGAUCUCAAAGGGUGCAAUUUAUCUUUAUAUAGGAAUACAUUUCUAGGGCUUCCUUCAGCCCACUCUCUUCACCCUAUUUUUUCUUAUCUUAAAUUGAGAGAAAGAGAAUUAAUCUUACACUUUGUCAAAACAUUUUCUACCAUAUUUCCAGAUGACAUCUGCGCUUGAAGAGUCAAAGGAAUCUGUGUCUAAUAUCCUGUUUUUAACUGCUGUAGGGGCAGGAUGGAAAGGAUGAUGGGGGCUGCCACACCACUGAUUGGCCUUUUCUUUCACGUGAUUCAUCCUUCCUCAUUGUGGCAAGGACUUUUUCUCUUUUUCUUCCUCCUUUGGGAUCAUUGUGUAUGAAAAGAAAAACUUUAAAUGACAAACCCAGACUCCAGGUGCCUUGCAAAGGUUGAAGGCCAGCCAGGAUUGCUGCUGCUGCUACUCCUGCCACCACCCCUUUCAUUGGCAUGAUGGAAUGAAAGGAUGCAUGUCUCCACUUCCUGACCCUCCGCCCACUUCCUUCUCCCUCCACCACCCUCAGUCGUCAGCUCCUUCCCUCAUUUAUUUUUGUUAAGUUGUGUGAAUUAUUUUUAAACCAUUUAUCCUGUUUAUGCAUAGGGUUUUUAAGAAGAAACAGCAGAGUGCAAUGAGCAAAUCUUUUCGGGGUGUGUGGGAAGCAAGGGAGGGAGGACAUGGAGAAAAGUUCUUUAAACAAAUAGCAAACUAUUGAACAUGUGUAAAAUCCUGUAUCAUUUAUGAAAUAUGUAUAAAAAGCAAUGUACCUUCUGGAACAAUAAAUACUUAUUCAAUUUUUGAA
This is a messenger RNA of Pongo pygmaeus (Bornean orangutan), 4288 nucleotides long. It is a transcript of the gene MCU, whose product is annotated as mitochondrial calcium uniporter. The record is from RefSeq and is a predicted model, not a curated record. Lineage: Eukaryota; Metazoa; Chordata; Mammalia; Primates; Hominidae. Gene Ontology annotation, cellular component: uniplex complex. Gene Ontology annotation, molecular function: calcium channel activity; uniporter activity. The transcript is spliced from 7 exons. Gene Ontology annotation, biological process: mitochondrial calcium ion homeostasis; calcium import into the mitochondrion. The coding region runs from base 27 to 1088 and encodes 353 amino acids.